Ornithorhynchus anatinus (platypus) is the source of this 2766-nucleotide messenger RNA. RefSeq names its product thioredoxin like 1 (gene TXNL1). The record is from RefSeq and is a predicted model, not a curated record. NCBI's taxonomy places the organism in Eukaryota, Metazoa, Chordata, Mammalia, Monotremata, Ornithorhynchidae. Bases 115 to 993 code for a protein of 292 amino acids. The transcript is spliced from 9 exons.
UUCGUCGUCCUCCUCCUCCUCCUCCUCCUCCUCCUCGUCCCCGGGCCUCCCGCCUUCCCUCCCGCCGCGGGGCGGUGAGCGGGCAGCGAGCGGAGCGCUGCGGGCCGCGGGAAGAUGGUGGGCGUGAAGGUCGUGGGCGCCGACCCGGAUUUCCAGCCCGAGCUCAGCGGCGCCGCCGCCCGCCUCGCCGUCGUCAAGUUCACCAUGAGAGGAUGUGGACCUUGUUUAAGGAUAGCACCGGCUUUCAAUGCUCUGAGUAAUAAGUAUCCCCAGGCAGUCUUUUUGGAAGUGGAUGUACAUCAGUGCCAGGGAACGGCUGCUACCAACAAUAUUUCGGCAACACCCACGUUUCUCUUUUUUCGGAACAAAGUGCGAAUCGACCAGUAUCAAGGAGCGGAUGCUGUGGGAUUGGAAGAAAAAAUAAAACAGCAUUUAGAAAAUGACCCUGGAAAUAAUGAAGACACUGAUAUUCCAAAAGGCUAUAUGGAUUUGAUGCCCUUCAUUAACAAAGCUGGUUGUGAAUGCCUUAAUGAAAGUGAUGAGCAUGGAUUCGAUAAUUGCUUACGGAAAGAUCCUUCUUUCUUGGAAUCUGACUGUGAUGAGCAGCUGCUUAUUACUGUGGCUUUCAAUCAGCCUGUCAAGCUUUAUUCUAUGAAAUUUCAAGGCCCUGAUAAUGGUCAAGGACCCAAGUACGUGAAAAUCUUCAUCAACCUUCCCCGGUCUAUGGAUUUUGAAGAAGCGGAAAGAAGCGAGCCAACUCAAGCCCUGGAACUAACACAAGAUGAUAUUAAAGAAGAUGGUAUCGUCCAGCUUCGCUAUGUUAAAUUUCAGAACGUUAAUAGUGUAACUUUAUUUGUCCAGUCUAAUCAAGGUGAAGAGGAAACGACAAGAGUUUCAUAUUUUACAUUUAUUGGGACUCCAGUGCAGGCAACAAAUAUGAAUGACUUCAAAAGAAUAGUACACAUUGGCAAGUUGCGAGCUAUCACCCUGUGACCCAGUAGUAGGCAAGAAAGGAGAAAGCCACUAAGAUGUAAAAGACACUGGAAGGCCUUAUUGCAAUCUAAUGGAUCAUCACUUUAUCUCCAGCUCCUGGAUAAUUGCUUGACACUAGCCAGAGACUGUCAGUGUUUCAUUUAAUGUCAUUACCAAUAAAUCAUUGCUUUUCUUCACAUGGUUUCACUAGUGUUUCUAUUGUUAUCCUGAUACGUGUAUUUGUAAAUAAAAGUCAUUACUUUUACCAAAUUUAAUUUUUGUCAUUCUAGUGUAUAAGGUGUUUUUCCCUCCCAUUUCUUUCCAAACUGAAUGACUGAAACUUCAUCAAUCCCAUAUCAUUUUGGCUGAUGCAGUUGAUUUUUAAAAUGUGAAAAUCUAAACUGCCAGUUGAGGAAAUUGUCAUUUGUAGAGGGGCAUUCUAAACUGUAGAAAAAACUUGAAUCUACAUGAACCAGGCCUGUAUUAGCUAUAAUUUCUACUAAAGAAUAAGAAGACACCGUUAUCUGGGAUAUGGUUACGUAAAGUUCACACCAUAUUUUGAAUAAUCGGAUUUAGAAAAUGACGCAUCCCCUCCAAUUAGGUGAGGGGACCGUAAAUUCGAAGAACUAACUUUAACUGUCACUGCGCAAGAAUUUUGUUUCUCUUCUCCAGUAGAGUUUUUACUUAAACGUAUUUGAUUUCCCAUUAUACGUAUUGGAGUGGUUAGAUUGAAAGUAAUGCAAAGUUUAAUACAGUGGAGCUGAAGGUUCUUUCAAUAUUUUAAAAAUUUCUGUUCUUAGUUAGCUACCCAACCACACAAUGCAUGUACAAAGACCACAAUCCAGGAUCAAAGACUCGGGGCUGGGGGGGGUAGUCAGAUACAUGUGUUUUGCUAAUAAUUUAAAGGACUCUUCCUAUGACAACUUGUUACAGUUCUUUGAUUCUACAUACUCUGGUCUUCCAAGUGUUAAAAUUUCUGGGUCAGUUUGAGCUAAAAUCUAAAAACACUGGAAUUUCAUUUAAUUAAAUGUCAGUGAAUUCACUUGAAAUUUCCAACUUUCACCAGGAACUUAAUAUACAGCACAAGUAAUCACGGUGUCGGUAAUUAAAAAAAAUUAAAUUCUGCCGCUCUAAGGAACUUUGCUUUUUUCUUAGGAAUGCUCUAGUGAUGCUCUGUUUUGGUUUUGUGAGGUUUCUGUUUAAAUAUACAACUUUCUGUGUAAACUGUACAGAAAGUCUGGUAAUGUAAAAUGCACCCUUUGUGAAGUAACUCUGCAGUGGUAGAUGUUUUCUCGGUCUUCUGUACCAUUGCACAUUAAAUGGCGUGUGAUGUCUUUAUUCCUUAUGUACUUCCUAACUGUGAGACCUUGGGUGAAAUAGUAGAAAUGAGAGAUUUGGCGUUAGCCAUUCUAGAGGACCCCAAGUCACGCCUGAAACCGAGGGCAAGAUGAAUAUAUGAAGAGGUGUUUCUGUUAAAGUUUCAUACCCAGACUACCUUUAUGGGUGAUUGUUAAAGUGCCUCAUCUUAAGUAUUGCUGACCUCAUACUAUUUAUACUUGACAAUUUGAUAACCAGGUGAUAGUGAUUUUCAUAUUUGUAAAAGAUUGAACAUCAGAUUUAUAUUGUUUACUUGACCUUUUAUAUAUGACGUGGUUGCAAUAUCCAAAACCUUCCAUACCUAUAAAAGUUGUAACUAGUUAAAAAUGAAUGUUUAUAGGUAAUUGUAACAUGUUUCUCUUAAUGGGACACUUCAAUAUUACAAAUAAAUAUGCAUUCUUGACCUAACUUCACUUA